CCGUCGUGAACGCGCUCCAUCUUCCCCCCUCGAGAGUCGUCGUCCGUCGUCGUGGGAGCGCGCCUGAGGAUUCAACAGCUGCACAGUUGAGACUCGGCGAACAAAUAUGAUCCAAACAAAUUGACCAAGGUGAGCCCGCUGUCCGCCGCCGUCGAGACGUGUGAAGCCGAGGAGCAGCUCACCACACACGGCCGAGCUCUCUCUCUAUCUCUGCCCCCCCCUACCCCACCAACACACUCCUCAGCCCUGUCACUAUCAGUACGGAAACUCUUGAGUUGGUAGGUAUUGUUUGGUGAGUUUCUGCAGCUUGGUCGAGGCGACAGAAGGGCAGUUUGCUAACAUUAAUGUCGUUAAAAGUGACUUUUUGUCUCCUUUUUGCUCGGAAGGGGCCGACACUCACUACUCGGAGACGUUAGCGUGCUGUUGUGCUGCUUAACUUUUAAAAACAAAUGUAAAGGUUCCUAAUAUUCUGGACAGCAACAUCGGAGGAAGAUGCCGACUCACUCGUUGCUGCCAUUUGUGGACAGCCCAGAUGGACUUGCCCAAGAUAUUCUUAUUAGUAACAGUGCAAACAUCCCGGGGCCUGGCUCUAGCAUGACACCACACACCAGCUACUCAGAAAAGGCUGUGUCGCAAUCUGGAGGAAGUACACCACUGUCUUGCAUGUUCUGCGAUCACACUUUCACUCAUCAGGAUGAGCUAGGCCCCCACGUGUUAACACAGCACCCCACCACGUUCUUUGAACCGACUGUGCUUCGGGUUGAAGCAGAGUUCAGGAUCCCAGGAGACAGGCCCCGAUCCAAACCGAGCAGCCUCGCAGCUGAAAAAGAAGAAGUUCACAGCUGUAUUGUGUGUGGACAGAUAUCACAGGACGCCAGUGAGUUGGAGACCCACAUGAGGAAGCACAAGGACUACUUUACCUACUGUUGCAAUGUUUGUGGACGGCGCUUCAGAGAGCCGUGGUUCCUCAAGAACCACAUGAAGAUGCAUGUGAAACCAGGAGCAAAGAGCAAGGCCCAGCAAGACCUGGAUACCCCAGUUACAGUCAAUGGUGUCAUCCAGGAACCUGCUUCAGAGCCAGUGGUCACUGUUUACAAUAUGUGCAUGGUUUGUGGGUUUUUCUUCCCAGACCAUGACAGUUUGGUUGAACACAGCAAAGUUCAUAAUAGAGAGGUGGAGCCUGACAAAGACAAGGAGAAGUUGGAUGGCACUACUGAAUCCUUUACCAAACAGGAAACAUUUCUUCACAGUCUAAAUCUUUUGCCUUGCUCUCCAGGAAACGGUUUGCAAGAUGUGAGAUCAUCAAAAUGGAUUCCCCAGCUAGACCCCUUCACCACAUAUCAGGCCUGGCAGCUUGCUACAAAGGGCAAGAUAGCUGUUGGGCCUAACAAUACUAAAGAUAUCGGCCAGGACGUCAGCACAGACAAUGAAGACUGUGGCUCUGUCAAGGAGGAAAUGAAUAAUAUUUGGCCUGAAGGAGACAGAACUGGGAAAGAGGUUCUUGGGAGAGAGCUCCGGUCUCAGCAGCAGGCUGCUGCAGAAAGCGUGAACCCACAGCGAAGAUCUCUAAUGCAAAAAGAUAGGGACAAAGAGAGGCCAACCAGCUGUGAGGAAUGUCAGAGAACCUUCAGGACAUACCACCAGUUAGUUCUCCACUCCAGGGUCCACAAGCGUGAGAGAGGUGGCGAGGAAAGCCCGACUUGUGCUGAUGGGAAACUGUCAAGAGCAGGAUCACUGGAGCAUGCAGAAGAGGGCUCUGAGGAGGGCUUUGAGGAAAACCUCGGAUCAGGUGAAGAUGGGUUUGAUCGAUCAAAGGUCAGAUCAAAAGAAUGCAGCUACUGUGGCAAAUCAUACAGAUCAAGCUAUUACCUCACAGUUCAUUUGAGGACUCACACAGGUGAGAAACCGUUCAAGUGUGCUUACUGUGAUUAUGCUGCAGCCCAGAAGACUUCAUUAAAAUAUCAUCUGGAUCGACGUCACAAGGACAAACCUUGUGUGGAGAUCUCCAGCAGACCUGUGCCUUCCCCUAAUGGUAGAAAACAUGAAAAUGACAUGGAAAAUCCUACCCCAAACAGAUCCAAACUCUGGGUUCCUAAAGCCAAAUUGUACACCAGUGGAACACCAGAGGACAGAUCUGAUAGCGUAGACGGCAAGCUUGGCAAACCACUCGUCCAGGGUAAUGCUGAGAGUGAGAAAUUAAUUGCUAAGUCUGCUUACUCUUCGCCUGAUGAUGUGCUCAUAAAGUGCCCUGUACCUGUUAACCUGAAGAAGGAAAAGGAGGAGACAAAGGAAGAGAACUCUGAGGCCCCAUUAAAUCUGUCCUUAAAAGUGUCUCUCUCCAUCCCUGCCAGUGCAGAACCAAGAAAUGCAUUAAUUCCAAUUGCCUGUUCAUUUUGUGCAUAUAAAACCAUGUACCCAGAGGUUCUAAUAAUGCACAAAAAGCUGACUCAUAAAGACAAGUCAGACAGUACCAAAAAGAAUGGAUUUGGAGGCAAUGUGAAACAAAAACGUUAUACAGGCUGCCCCCCUGCGCUCGAUGGUAAAGAUGUUACCCCACUUCUGAUGACUGACAGACGCCACCCUCGUCGUACCAAGUCGCCGCCACCUCAACCCGCAAAACCACAAGAAAAUCCGCCUGUUAACCCUCCUCCUGGCCCUAAGCAGUCCUCCAGCCACGCACCCCCACGUGAUGUCUCCCAGAAGACCCUGCGUUACAGACAGAACACUGAUUCACAUCCCAGUCAGGAAUCCUCCAGGUACACAGAGAUCAUGAGAAAGACCAACACAGCCAAGUACGUCAUGGACAGAACUGGCCCUCCGGACAGAGUGGGCAUCGGUGAGAGGAGUUACCCAGCAAGAAGCGGAGCCAUUUGGCACUCGGAUGCCGCCAGGCUCUGCCUGUCCAGCCGAUUUGGGAGCCUCCCCCAGAUGGAUUUUGGUGAAUCAUCCAGCAAGAGAUUGAAGUACUCUGUUCCUGCAAGGAGGGAGGCUGAGGCUGGUGAGAAGGCUGAUUUUCGAGGAGCAUCAGGGGAUGGACCGAACAUGCUGCUUAAUACGGGGAGAAGUGUGAAAACCCCAUCGCAAGGGCCAGGGCCAUCCACAGCUUCAGAGGCGUUGGGUCCUGUAAAGAAUUCAGCCACAUCUAUUGGAGGUUUGGACACUGACUGGAGCAUGAUGAACCUUCUACACUCCUACGCACCCAGUGACUUGGCAUCUUUCUAUCACAGCACACGAGCAAACCCCAGUCACGGAGGACUGGCCAACCCAAGAGCAGGGGGCAGAAUUGUGCUGUACCAACACUUACCCAGUCUACCCAACCUGCAGAGGAGAGACCCCUCACGCUCAUUCCCUAAUCAGCGCUAUGGCACCACUGACAAAAGUACCUAAAGUAAAAAGCACCAAGGUAAAAGGAUGUAAUAUUUUGAAACACACACAGCAAGGUUUCAUUUUUUUUUUGGCGGGGGGAUUUUCAAACUCACCAGAAUUAUUAAAAAUAAUUUUACCUUGCGCUUGAUAUUUAUUAAUCAAGUCGUGUUUGAAAAUGUAAAAAGCCUUUUGCCGCGUUUCUAAAUUUAAACUGUGCUGCUACCUUAUUUUGGAGAACUUCUUGGGAAAAUGUGUUUGAUGUACAGGUUUAACAAGAGAGAUGGUUUGUGCUCAAAGUGUGUCAGCGCUCCCCUAAUUUAAUAUUGUUUCAAUAGAGGAAAAUUUGCGUUGUAUAGAGAUUUCAGGGCUCAGGAUUUCAGUGGACUUUUUUUUUUUUUUGGAAUGGAAAAGGGCAGAUCAUCUAUCUUUGAAUUUAAUUCCACUGGUGUGCACUGUGAUAUUUCUUUCCACUCAAAACUGUUGCUCAAUCCGUAUUUAACCCACACUAAUAUUCAGAUAUCUAUGACAGUAACAGUAUGUGGGAUAACGUAAACACAGCUGUAAAUUUUCAGUAUCUAAAAAUGUGUUAAGCUAAAACCUAAGAAAAACAUGUCUAAAUGUGCUGCUCUGUUCACGUACUGGUGAUGUCCAGGCAGUAAUUACGUACUACUCUGUAUCUUUUUUUUUUUUUUUCUUUUCCAAAGCACUGGCAGGUGGGAAGUUUAUGUCAAAUAACUUGAUGGCUUCGGCCCAGUAGUUUACAAACAGGCCACAGUAACAAUUCCUUCUGUGUGUUAAAGUGUUCUACCUCAUGUUGUGCUCAAGACACUUAUUUUUGUAAAGCUGCUGCAGCUAUCACGUCAGCUGAGCCUAUACACAGAGUCGUCUAUCAACUACAGACAGAUGUUUUGAGUCGUGGUCGUGUAGGUGUGUUGCCAUGUGCUGGAAUGUCACAGCAUUUGUCAAACGACGCAAGCUCAUCUGAUGACAGAACAACUACUACUGAUGAACUGUAACACAAUUUAGGUUGGGGAUUUAUUUCAUAUACUUCUAUACAAUCCCAGAUUUAAGCACAGAACAGAUUCUGAUUUCAUUAUUUGUCCUUUUCAAAAUGGCAAAUGGCUAUCAUCUACUUUAGUGAUGCUUCACAUCUAUCAGCUGUAAAAUGCACCGUUUUUCAUGCAGUUGUGUGUGAAAUGGUCAUGCUGUAUUAUUUUAUUGCUGCACAUUUAGUCACUGUUCAGGAGUUUGCUUUGACUAUGCAGAAUCUUGAAAGUGUUGUUUUGUUUCAAGUGGCAGCGGUCGGUGUUGGCUGGCCAUCAAGUGGCCUUUUUAGAUGUCAUGACUGUGCAGUUUUUGGUAAAAAGAUACAAAAGCAGCUAUGCUGAUUAAUGAUUCAGUUAACUGUACACUGUGAACAAAAGAGUCUCAGGUUAACUCAUAUUUACAUGUGACGUAGUCUAUUGUGUAAUUUAGUGUUUGCCAAUUUGAAAGGCCUAGGUUAAGUUAUUUGUGUUUUGGUUAUUUUUUGUUUUUCACAUUACAUGUGUCGUUAUGUAAAAAUUAAAAUAUUGUUUU
Messenger RNA from Stegastes partitus (bicolor damselfish), 4944 nucleotides. It is a transcript of the gene znf217, whose product is annotated as zinc finger protein 217. The record is from RefSeq and is a predicted model, not a curated record. Gene Ontology annotation, molecular function: DNA-binding transcription factor activity, RNA polymerase II-specific; RNA polymerase II cis-regulatory region sequence-specific DNA binding. The transcript is spliced from 5 exons. Gene Ontology annotation, biological process: regulation of DNA-templated transcription. Gene Ontology annotation, cellular component: nucleus. NCBI's taxonomy places the organism in Eukaryota, Metazoa, Chordata, Actinopteri, Pomacentridae. Bases 493 to 3387 code for a protein of 964 amino acids.